AUGAAAUUGUGGCUCGCCACGGGCCUUGCCUUGAUACAGGCUAACCAAAUCUAUGCACCGGUGAGACAUGAAGAAGCGCCUGUUCCUCGCGUUACCAUCCGGCCAGCAGUGCGCCCGGUCGUCGGCGAGUGGCACAACUGUCAGCCCAUUCGAAUCUGCGAAGGGGUUUCCCUCGAAGAUCGAUUCUACAAAGGCGACCUACCUGAAGUUUAUUUCGACACAGAUCAAACUUGCUCAUAUAGUAUUGAUGAAAAUGAACUCUUUGGGAUUUCGAAUGCAGAUACUGUUGCUGGAAAACGCGCACAGAUUGCUCUGAAGAAAUUUCUUGACAGAGAAAAAGAAGAUGUUCAUGAAAUUACAGUCCGAGCUUUUAAUUGCGCCGGAGAUGAAAUUGCUUCGCGAAAUAUAAAAAUCGACGUCUGUGAUAUCAACGAUCACAUCCCCUGGCUUGAUCCCCACAGUCUGAGCAUGACUUACUGUCCGGAUAUGAAAGUGGGUACCAAAAUUGGAAAACUAUCGGGCUCAGAUAUGGACAUUGGAGCUUAUGGAAAAGUUGAAUUUUUCUUCACUCAUCGAAAGCCCUUUGGAUCGCCGGUCCUUGUUCGUUACUACGACGGUAGAGUGGAAGAGAUUCAAAAUAUUUUCCGACUGGAUGCGGAUGGAACCAUAAGUGUCAGUGCUUUCGAUCCAAGAAUAAACAAUAAGGUUCGCGAAUUAUCCAUCGAAGUCGGCGUACGUGAUCAUCCAGGCAAUCCAAUUUACGGGUCGCGUUCAGCUCAAGUAAUUAUUUACAUGUGCAAUCAACCACCAGAAGUUGAGAGUUGUGACCUUGGAAUAAUUGAUGAAAAUAGCAUGGACGCUCCUGAAGCUGCUAACAUUCGAAUUGUUGAUCGUGACGCCGACGAAAGAAACGGGUUUGUUGAGAUUGAAGUACUGGACAGUGAAGAUCCUCUUGACGGUUCGCUUGAAAUUGUUCCUACUAUCGAGCGAGUUGAUGGAGUUUGGGUGACUUCAGGAAAAGUCAACAUUCUCAAACCAUACAACUACGAACUUCCUGGAGCACAGAUUGAAACCCGCGGCUCCGUCGCUGCUAGAAUCGUCAAUCUCAAUGUCCGUCUUCACAACUCAAAGGCAAAAGAUGCAAAGCCAGUUGAGACAGUUUGUACGAUGCGCGUAAGAGAUGUCAAUGACCCAUUACGAUUCCGAUCAUUCAUGACUAGAAGUGGCGAAGGAUUUCCAGCUGUCAUUGAAAAUUGUCAAACACAAGUAGGGCAACGAGUUGAUAAUCAGAUGAUCUUGGCAGUCGAUGAAGAUAGUCAGGGAAAAGAAAUAACUUACUCUUCUGAUGAUGAGUUCUUCGAAGUGUCGACAGAUUUCGCAAACAAGGUUGCAAAAGUUGUGCUCAAAAAGACAAUCGACAGGGAAUUACAUUGCCGUCCACAGAAUCCCGAUAGCGAUGCUAGAUACUACAGACUCUUGAUAACUGCGACUGAGAGGAACGAAGUCAUUGACGAGGAGGUUUUAAUUUUGUGCAAGGACAUAAACGAUCAACAGCCAAGAGUUAUCCUUUCUUCGGGACAAAGUGGUGUUUGCCGAGAUUUGAGCAGAUUUUUCGACGAUCAGGAUUUUCUUCUCCAGCAUGGAAUCGAAAACGUCGAGAUAAAUGAUGGGGUCGAAGGACUCAACGUUGUUGCUAUCGCUAUUGUCGAAGACAAGGAUGAGGACGCGCUCGGUCAUGGCGCGCCUUUUACCUUCACCAUUAUCGACGAGGGAACUACCAAAGAUAACAAGGACGACUUUGUAUUCAAGGAAACUUCCCACUCUAGGGUCUACUUACUUGCAUAUAGAGGCGAUUAUAAUCUUGGCUACGGAGAACGCAUCAAAUUCACUGUUAGUGACAAUGGCGGAAACUCAUUUUCUGAUGCCUGUCGUGCUCCUGAGCCCAGGGGAAUGAAUGAAUACUCAAUUAUGGCAUGUGAUUGUGAUGACAACGAAGACUGGGAAUAUUAUCCUAAAAAUGACUGCGCCGCAGCUGCUAUAGGUGGUGUUUGGUGGAUUCUUCUUUUAUUGUUAUUACUUCUUCUUUUACUGCUCUGUUGUUGCUAUUACUGGCUUUGUAUGGGAGCAGCGGGAGCUACUAAAGAUACUGAAUACGUUUAUAAGUACGAUAAACCCGACUGGUACUAUUACAUGUUCAACCUGAUGAAAAAAGAUAAAGACGAUAAAGUUGUUGUCGACCACGCACAAGUUGACCAUCCGGAUACUAUUGGAGGCGUCCUUGAUAAGUCCAAAAAAGAGGUGGACGAAAUCAACGCAACAUACGACGAGGUGCGCAUUUACAACUCAUCUUAUCAGAAGGGCCGUGCCUCGAUAUCGACUAUGUCAGAAAUCACUGGAAUCAAUAGUAGUGUCGCCAACGCUGAGAGCAAAGUGGAUUGGUCUGCUAUCAUGAAAAAUGUUCCGAAGAUCCAAGAAGAUGCGAAAAACGAUCUGAACGAGCGAUCUCAAUCGCCCAUCAGUAACAUAACAGAUAUCACCGUCAAUGAAAGACGAGUGAGCUUUUUGAAAAGAUAUGAUGUUGUAAAUUCUAUGUCCUUUGCGACCACCCAGGAAAUUAAUGAAAGACAAGCAAGUAUGGUUAGGAAUUCGCGAAGAGAUAACCUUGACAACAGUUUCAACGCUGGCGACUCGCUUUUAUCUGGAACCGAUCCCGAGUUGGACAUGCGCCCCAAUUCUCCUCCUGCUUUCGUUUGA
This is a messenger RNA of Oikopleura dioica, 2754 nucleotides long. The record is from the annotation of a GenBank genome assembly. Lineage: Eukaryota; Metazoa; Chordata; Appendicularia; Copelata; Oikopleuridae.